CGUCAGUCUUGGGGCGGGACAUAAAAAGAGAAGAUAGUGCGCAUACCUUCUGUCAUGUCAUCGUCGAAAUGUGCAGCUCGAGGCGCGGUCAUUCUGUCUUUUCUAAGUUCCCGUUCUCUCACCGGACUGAGGCUCGGGUAAGUGGAUCCCCAUACUUGACGUCACUUCAUUGUUAUUUCCUUGUUACCGCCAUGCUGAAUUCGUCAUGGUUAAGAGCUGGUGCUCGCGAGUGGCUGGAAUGGGAAAGCGACGAUAGUGGCAUGGUGAAAGUGUGGUGUUGCGGGGAGGUCUGCAUCGCGUUCGAAUAUUGUAUCGUUCGCCACUCUUUCCCUGUGCGUCAUGAACCGUACCGUGCCUCCUACUUUCGACGAUAAGUUCACCCCAUCGCUCCUUCUACUCAACCUCCCCCGCACCUCGGCCCGCACCUCAAUCCGCCCUCCCAAGAUCUCCCGACGAUGAGGUUCUCCUUAGUUUCAAGCAUUCUCAUGCUUGUGGGUCUUGCCGCCAGCAAGGCUCUCGGCCCCAGGCCCGCUGUCGAAAGUGUGCCGGCUGUCGACAUCUCUCUGCUCUCGCCGCGCCUGCCCCAGCCGACCGUCGCCUACCUUCCCGAACAUGCCACGCCAGUUCGUAGAUGGGGACGAGCCCCGCCGGCACCCGCCACUAACGACUAUAUGAACCACGUCGUGUGUAAGGGCAUAAACUUCCUGGAUGCCUUCCCGGACACAGACGAAGGGGCAGGCAGUCUCUGGAAGCCUAAGUUGCCAUCGGCGCAUAGCUCAUACACCUGGCCCGAUCUUGGGGCUUGGGGCUACAAUAUUUACCUUUGCGACCCGCAUGGCCGAGACUUCACGAGUAACAAUCUGGGGCUCGAUCGCGCCCUGAGAGAGCUCGGAAUGUCGGACAAGGCCACUGAAGAGGGGGGGAGGAUUAGGUGCCUUCACGUUCAUCAUGGUGACAUCAUGGCCCGCUAUCCGCAUAACAACCAGCGUAUCCCGGAAGAUGUGCAGUCCUAUCGGGGACCUGAUAAUCGAGUUAGGAGGGUAACUGGGGCGUACUUCGUUAUCGGAAUCAACGCUGACGAAGGAGCUAUCUUCACGAUAAAUGUGAAGGGUCCGUCUUACACAGCUCCGGAGCGAUUUCCGCCCGUUCCCUUUGAUCAGCUGCCGAACUUGCGCGCCUCUUCCGAUGUCAUGUGGGGUUUGUGGAAGAGAUACGCUCCUGCUAAUACCAUCAACAACCUGAAGUGGUACUUCGUGGUCGGCAUCGUCAACGACCCUACGCGUAGUGUGCUCAUUCGCGCAAUGAACGAGCUCAACGAAGAACUCAAACCUUAUCCCGGAACAUGGAUUGGCAUGGAUACAGUGUAUGGGCAAGCAAUCCUGGGGACUCCGAACGCGGUGGGCUUGGGCUAUUUCCUCGCUCAGCACAAGCCAGAGCUGGGCAACUUGCGCGUCACGGGGGUGGUUGUCUUCCAUGGUGAUACUGAGACUAAGCUCCCGUGUCUCGCGUUCCACGUCCAACCUGUCCCAGAGGACGAGAAUAAAAAGGAUCCGGACGACCCGCAAGGACCUGGUGGAAACCAUCCUGCCGACUGGGUUGGUCCGGUGCCACCGUCGCUAGAGGUGCUAGGUGGCUGCGAAGGGGACCAAGAACAUAUUGACGGCUCAUGCUCUGUAUCCCGUUGAAAUUUGAGGCCAAGGGUGACCUGCGAGAGCAUCACUGGGCACACUGAUGCUUGAUGGCGGGCGUCGGUCCUCGUAUCCGGAUACACGUCCGUUCAGCGUCACCUAUCCAUCGGCGCUUUCUGGCUUAGCUGCGCGGAAUAGCUCAUGGUAGGAAAAUGUGAGAAAAUUUUGAUACAUGAAAACUUCCAAGGUUUGGAUGAUGGGCGGUCUUGUGAGAUGAAUGGUAGCGUGGUGACAGAAACCUUGGGAGGAUGUGUGCUUCGAUCGCCGUUGCCGUAAAUAGCGAAACCGCUCCUCCUUCACUUGAUAAGAUGCC
This is a messenger RNA of Trematosphaeria pertusa, 2001 nucleotides long. RefSeq lists its product as uncharacterized. Bases 456 to 1685 code for a protein of 409 amino acids. The transcript is spliced from 5 exons. Lineage: Eukaryota; Fungi; Ascomycota; Dothideomycetes; Pleosporales; Trematosphaeriaceae. The record is from RefSeq and is a predicted model, not a curated record.